ACCACCAGACGGCGGAGAGUGAUAUCAGCAUAGCCAACUUCGCGCGUCGCCGUCACUACAAACCGUCCAUUAGCCACCGGACAUUCAAGGGAGAAACACUGAGCCACGCACUCACCCUGCUAAAAAUACAUCAACAAUUAAGAAAAGUGCCUCCAUUGGACCAAAAGAAUUUAAAUAAUAUGACACAUCUGACGAAAAAUUUCGCACGUCCGGAAAAGAAUGAGGAGGUUGUCUCCUUCGGUAGUCUGGAUCCGUCGGUUCAAGAACUUCUGACAGCUGCUUUCCAAGUGCGUCAGCGGGCAUACGUUCCAUAUAGUGGCUUCAAAGUGGGGGCGGCUUUUCGGGCCAAGGCCGGUGGACAGAUCUUCACUGGCUGUAAUGUGGAAAACGCUGCCUUUACGCCGUGCUCUUGUGCCGAGAGAACGGCCAUUGCCAAAGCCGUAAGCGAGGGAGCCACCGAAUUUUCCGCAGGGGCUGUUUUGGCCUACGAACCUGAUGUAUUCACCACUCCUUGCGGCGUUUGUCGUCAGUUUAUCCGCGAGUUUGCCAACGGGGAUAUACCCAUCUACGUGGCCCAGGCUUUCGAUGCGAGGAUUUCUGAAAAUAAGGAUGUCUUGCAGAGUGAAGAUCCCGUCCUGUGCACCUCAAUAUUUAAUCUAUUGCCGAGCAGCUUUCACACCUAUCGAAAGUAAUGUCCACUGCAGGCAAGAAACGAAAAGACACAGAAGGGAGAUAGUUCAAGGUUGUCCGGCAAAUAGUCUUAUCAGUCUAAUCUAAUCAAUUGCAAUAAAGAAAAUUACACUAUUUAA
Drosophila erecta is the source of this 809-nucleotide messenger RNA. Its product is annotated as cytidine deaminase. Lineage: Eukaryota; Metazoa; Arthropoda; Insecta; Diptera; Drosophilidae. Bases 180 to 692 code for a protein of 170 amino acids. Gene Ontology annotation, cellular component: cytosol. Gene Ontology annotation, molecular function: cytidine deaminase activity; zinc ion binding. The record is from RefSeq and is a predicted model, not a curated record. The transcript is spliced from 2 exons.